Molecule: messenger RNA, 4771 nt
Organism: Linum trigynum
Lineage: Eukaryota; Viridiplantae; Streptophyta; Magnoliopsida; Malpighiales; Linaceae
Source: the annotation of a GenBank genome assembly
UCAGUUUGCGAUCUAUUAGCUUUCAUUGUGGUAUCAGAGCUACUGCGAACUGUAACCAUCAAGAGGUGCGAGUUGAGCAAUUGAGAUUUGAGUGAAAUUGCUGAGAUUCUGGGUUUUGGGAAACACGAGAGAAAGUGAGGUUUUAAUCACUGGUGUGCGCGAGAGAAUCCAAAGAGGAGCAGAGGUAUGAGUAUUGACAGCAACUUCUCUCAAGUGGGAAUUCCCAAGUUCGAUGGGGAUUAUGAUCAUUGGAGUAUGCUGAUGGAAAAUCUGCUCAGGUUCAAGGAAUUGUGGACAGUUGUGGAAGAUGGAUUCAGAGAGAUUGAUGCUGGAUCUGUGCUGACUGAAGCUCAGACAAAGACAUUGGAGACAACACGUUUGAAGGAUCUAAAUGCCAAAAAUUACCUUUUUGGCUCCAUUGAUCGGAGCAUUCUGAAGACUAUCACUCAGAAGGCAACCUCCAAGCAGCUGUGGAACUCCAUGAAGACUCGUUAUCAGGGAAACGAGCGUGUGCAAAAGGCAAAUCUGCAAGGGCUCAGAAGGAAUUUCGAGUUGCUGCAGAUGAAGGAAGGAGAGACUGUGACUAGUUACUUUGGCAGGGUAAUGGUCAUUGCAAAUUCAAUGCGGAAUUGUGGUGAUGAUAUGACAGACACUAAAAUUGUGGAAAAGGUACUUCGCACUCUCACUGAGAAGUUCAACUACAUUGUUUGCUCAAUUGAGGAGUCCAAAGAUAUUUCUGAACUAUCAGUAGAUGCUCUGCAAAGCUCUUUGCUGGUUCACGAGCAAAAGUUCACAAGAUUUUCUACUGAUGAUGAGCAAGCCUUACAAGUAUUUGGCGCUGGAAGAGGUCGAGGUGGUAGGAUUGGCUAUCAAGGCAGGGAUGGUAGAGGAACAGGAAGAUUCUGGAACAGGGAUCAGGUUGAAUGUUUUAAGUGCCAUAAGAUGGGACAUUUCAAGGCUGAGUGUCCUGAGUGGCAGUCUCAGGCUCAUUAUUCAAGCUGGGACUCCACUGUUCUCAAAGAUGAUGUUCUCUUAAUGGCAUACACUGAAGAAACAGGGGUGGAGAAUAACUCUACCAAGAAGGAUUCUGCUUUCUGGUUUCUAGAUAGUGGCUGCAGCAAUCAUAUGUGUGGAGAUCAAAGCUGGUUUAUCAAGCUUAACAAUGGCUUCAGAAGUGAAGUCAAGCUAGGAAAUGGCAGCACACUAGAUGUUCAAGGAAAGGGUACUGUAAAAAUGUUGAUUGAAGGAGUUCCACUUGUCAUUCAGAAUGUGUUCUACAUUCCAAGUCUGAAGUCCAAUCUGCUAAGUGUAGGACAACUGCAAGAGAAGAACCUGGCAUUCACAAUAAAAAAUGGAAGCUGCAGAAUUUAUCAUGAAAAGCAUGGACUGUUACUCCAAACAUCUAUGAAGUCCAAUCAAAUGUUCAUACUACAGGCUAAGAAACACACUGCAGAUGGUGGUCACUGUCUACAAACUACUCAUCAUGACACAUUGAAUCUGUGGCAUCGAAGAUUUGGUCAUUUGAGCAAGACAGGACUGCUUCAUUUGGAAAAGAAGAAGCUGGUGCAGGGGCUUCCAAAACUGACUGGAGAAUUGGAGGUCUGUGGAACUUGCAUGGUUGGAAAGCAAAGCAGAACCAAGUUUCCAAAGAAAGGAGCAUGGAGAGCCACUAGACCACUUCAACUCCUUCAUGCUGACUUAUGUGGUCCUCCCACUCCAACCUCAAAUGGAGGGAAAAGGUACAUUAUGACACUCACUGAUGACUAUAGCAGAAAACUCUGGGUUUACUUCUUGAAUGCAAAGUCAGAGGCUUUAGCUUGGUUCAAAAGGUUUAAAGCACAAGUGGAGAAUGAAACUGGAAGGUCCAUUGCUUGUCUUAGAACAGAUAGAGGAGGAGAAUUCUUAUUACACGAGUUUAGAGAUGUGUGUGAAGCAGCAGGCAUCAGAAGGCAACUAACAGCUGCACUCACUCCUAAGCAAAAUGGUGUUGCUGAAAGAAAGAACAGAACUAUUCUGAAUAUGGUAAGGUGUUCUCUGGAGGAUACCAAGGUUCCCUCAUCUUUCUGGCCUGAGGCUGUUGAUUGGGCUGCACAUGUACUCAACAGGAGCCCAACCAUAGCCAAUGAGGGUAAAACACCACAAGAAAGAUGGACAGGAAAGCCUCCAUCAGUGAAUCACUUGAAGGUGUUUGGUUGUGUGGCUUAUGCUCAUGUGCAUGACAGCCUAAGAAAGAAACUAGACAGCAAAAGUAUCAAAUGCAACUUUCUGGGGUUGUCUAAGGAAUCUAAGGCUUAUAAGCUGUUCAAUCCUGAAACAAAGAAGGUCAUCAUUAGCCGAGAUGUGGUCUUCAAUGAAAAGGAAGACUGGAUAAGCAAAUCUGCAGAAGAACCUGUUUUGACUAAGCUGAUAUGGGAAGGAAGUGAAGAAGUCUGGAAUGACUCAGAGGAAGAAGAAGGAAGUGAGGGAGAAGAAGGAGAAGAACCAGUUACUGAAGAGGACAGUGAGGGUAGCAACCCACAUUCUGCAGAUGAGAGUACUAAUCCCAGUGCUAAUCCUUCCAGCUCUCAGACCUCACCUGCAGAUCCCACUACAUCACCAACUGCUCACACAGAAGAAGAAGAAGAAGAAGAAGAAGAAGAAGAAGAAGAAGAAGAAGAAGAAGAAGAAGAAGAGGAGGAAAUGACUGAUGCACUGGGGUUACCAAUUAACAGUGAGCUAGGCCCCAGGAAUCGAAAAUUCCCAAGUCGAUUUGGAGACUAUGAUUGCUCUGGAAUGCCUAACUUGGCAUUCACUGAAAGUGACAUAUGGGCUUUGGUAGCAGUCAGUGGUGAUCCAACCACGUUUGAAGAAGCAGUACUGGAUGAAAAAUGGAGACAAGCUAUGAAACAAGAAAUUGAGGCUAUCAAAAGAAAUCUUACCUGGACUCUAGUUGACAAACCACCUAGAGUAAUCCCUAUUGGAGUCAAGUGGGUUUACAGAACAAAGCUGAGAGAGGGUGGGUCAAUUGAUAAAUUUAAGGCAAGAUUGGUGGCAAAAGGUUAUGCUCAGAGACAUGGAAUAGAUUACAGUGAAGUAUUUGCACCAGUGGCCAGGUGGGACACUAUAAGGACAUUUCUAGCACUUGCAGCAAAACAUGGUUUAACUGUGUACCAGUUAGACAUCAAGAGUGCAUUUCUGCAGGGAGAACUUACAGAGGAAGUCUACAUCCAACAGCCACAAGGAUUUGAAGUUCCUGGUGCAGAAAACAAGGUUUACAAACUACAAAAGGCCUUGUAUGGCCUAAAGCAGGCUCCCAGGGCAUGGUACAGCAGAAUAGAGUCUCAUUUUCUGGCAAAUGAGUUUGAAAAGUGUGAAUUUGAGCACACACUGUUUGUGAAAAAGAAGAAAGAGGAUGUGCUGCUAGUGAGUGUGUAUGUGGAUGAUCUGAUCUAUGCAAGUACCAGUUGUGAGAUGCUAAAGGAGUUCAAGGAAUCAAUGGAGGCUGAUUUCGAGAUGACAGACCUAGGGAAGAUGAAGUUUUUCCUAGGGGUGGAGGUAAUCCAAUCAUCUACUGGUAUCUUCAUUUCUCAAUCCAAGUAUGUUCGAGAGCUGUUAGAAAAGUUUCAUCUGGCAGACUGCAAUCAUGUUCUUAAUCCUAUAGCACCAGGAGCCAAACUCUCGAAGGCUGGAGAUGGCAUUCAAACUGAUGCAACUGAGUACAAACAACUUAUUGGGAGUCUGUUGUAUGCAACAGCUACAAGACCUGACAUCAUGUAUGUAGUGUGCUUAUUGAGCAGGUCCAUGGAGAAACCCACAAGACAACAUGUUCUGGCAGCAAAAAGAGUUCUGAGGUAUCUAAAAGGGACACUGAAGUUUGGAGUGAUGUAUAGAAGACAGGAGGAAGAAGACCACCUGCUUGGAUACACAGACAGUGACUAUGCUGGAGAUUUGGAUGACAGGAAGAGCACCAGUGGUUACAUCUUCUUUCUUGCAGGUGGAGCAAUCUCAUGGAGCUCAAAGAAACAACCUGUUGUGACAUUGUCAACAACAGAAGCAGAAUUCGUGGCUGCAUCUUUCUGUGCAGCUCAAUGUGUUUGGUUGAAGAGAGUUGUGACACAAAUGGGAUGGCCAGGCUGUGCAGCAGGUUCAACUAAGGUCAUGUGUGAUAAUAGCUCUGCUAUUAAGUUGUCUAAGAAUCCAAUUAUGCAUGGCAGGAGCAAGCAUAUAGACGUUCGCUUUCACUUCUUGAGGGAGCUGGCCAGGAAUGGAACAAUAGAGCUGGAGCAUUGUGGAACUGCAGAUCAAAUUGCAGAUAUUAUGACCAAGCCUUUGAAGUUGGAGACUUUUCAAGUGUUACGCAGCAAGCUUGGACUGGUUGAUGGAGCUGAGUUAUGGUCUGAAGGUUGAUGAACUGAAGCUGUUUGAAAUAGGCUUCAGUUCAGGGGAGGCUGUUGAAGAUGCUGAAGUACAGAGGAAUCCGAAUCCAUUCUGGAGAAUGAAAUCAAAACUGUGUCGUUAAAGGUUCUUCACUUAAGUGUGUGUCAUUAGACUGCGUCGUUUGGCAUUUUUCUAUGUUGGUCAUUAAUGUUUAGUUUAUGGUAGUAUUGGUCAGUCUGGCUAAACUAGCCGUUGCAGUAGUUUACGUUGCAGAGUUGAGUUGUUAGCCUUGAAGCUAAUCUUCAGGGAUUCAGCUGUUGAGAGUCAAGUGUCAAAGCCAAAUCUGUAGGCUUUCAGUUGGGAGUUCAUUGUAUAAAGAUCGAUUCCAUUCUAUGAAUAAAGUCGUCAGUUUGCG